GGGGAUUAGAGCCAAUCUUGCUAUCGGUAUCGCUUCUCAUUGCUCGCCUUAGGGACCGCUGCUGCCUGCCUGCCUGCCAAAUUUUGAGCGACGGAUCAUUCGAAAAGGAAACCGGCUUUCUUGGCUCAGCUUCGACUCGGCGACAUUAUAUUGUUGGGAUUCAAACCGCCGCUCUUCCAUGCCAUCGUCUGCGAUAUAGCCAGACUCCAUAGCCAGCCUACACGAAUCGGUCCGCUACCACGCGCAUAUACACAUUUCACCAUUGUGACAAGCAGGAUCUCACGACCCGAGCGACACGAUUGAAUUCACGAAAGAGUCGUUCUCGAACCGCACCAGGCCGCAAGUCGAAUGGAGGCGCCCUCGGCCGUCGCUCGAUGGCCGUCCAGGCCCGCCCUCGACGAUGCUGAUGGCCUUUCCAAGAUGGCCCUCGUAGGAGGCGACCACGAUAACGAAGAUGAGAGCCGUCGGUCGAUGGACGUCGCCGAGACGCUCAAGCAGCUCGCCCAGACGCAAGCCCAGGUCGCGCCAGGAAGCGGCGCCAGCGCGGCCAUCGUCCAGUUCGCCACGGGUUCCACGCUCCUGCCCCAGAACUUGGCCGACAUGGUGACCAAUCUCGCGCUCCUGGCUCGCGUCUCUCUCAAGUCGACGGCCUUUUUCAUCGAGGUCAUCCUCGAGACGGCAAAGUACGGCACAGGAAUGGGCCUCGGCCUGACGCGACGCGCUCUCAUCAGCGCCGUGGGCACCGCAAGGGCGAUACAUGCGCUCAAAAAUGGCGAGCAGUGGGAUGCCCAAAACGUCGGCAGAUCCCCCACGUACGGCGUCAAGGAGCUCGUCCGAAAAGAGCAGUCGUCGGCCUUUCUCUCAGUCCUCGACAAGUAUACUGCCCUCGGCGUCUACCUGAUCCACCACACCUUUACGCUCGCUGAGCUGUUUGCCCAAUCGGGCUUCUACCUCGCGGGGACGUCAAUCAAGGCCGGCUUGGGCGCGGCUGAUGAGUCGGUACGCAUCCUCGAUGGCAUCUUUGGAUCCAACGAGACAUCGAGGGCCCUCUCGAGCUUCAUUGGUCUCCUCAAGCGAGAGCUCGGUGGCAACGACCCCUUGGUCGUCCAGGCCGGCGGUGGCAUUCGUGCACUCGGCGCCCUGACAAAGGCCAUCACGACGUUUGCUGUGGUGCAGAACGCAACGUACCGGCGAACGGCAAAGACGCAGAAGACGCGCGUCCUGUACGACUGCAUCGUCCUUGGUGAGACGGAGAUGAAGAGCUGGCGCGCCCAGCUCGUCGGGCCUGGCAACUUUGUCAAGAGCGCAUUACAGCAGCACGAUGGGCCUCCUGCACUUCCAGGGCCCAUUCCCAGCAGGACCUCGUCGGUCCUCCGAAGUGAUGGCUCUUUGUCAGGUAGGAGGGAAGAGCGGAAGCGCCGGUCGAUGGGAAGCAUUCGCUCCGCGCUCUCGUCGAUGGUACGACCGAGGUCUAUCUUUGCAGGAGGUGACGAAGACCUCGACCUCGAAGACAUAGAGCAAUCCUAUGACGCUUCAGCUCACCGCUUGCCGAGAGACGCAAGUGGUCUCGAGGAGCCGCUGGGUCUCCUCGACGAUCUCGACUACCUUGUCGGCGCGGUGGAAGAGGACGAUCCUAUUUCGAGCGGUCAAGCGACACCCAAUGGCACGGUCAUUGCAGCUGCCGAGCUUCGAGACGACGAGCUGACCGAGGACAUGCGCGAGAUUCUUCAGCAGUCGGACCAAGCAGACCUCGAGAGGGGACUCGUCCUGGGCCAGCUCCGUCAAGAGGUAGGACCCAAUGGGAACACGAGGCCAAGGGAUGUAAAGCGGAUAUUCAGGCGCAAGGGAAAGGGUCGCGACGGUGGUGCCAUAUACGAGAUCACGACAGAGACGACCGAGGUCAUUGAGGAGACGACAACGACUACCACGACAACAACGAAGGAUCGCAGGCCGCAGCAACCCCGAAAAGACAGCAAGUCGCUUCGCUUUCCCAACCCAUUCAACGCGUUCUCGAGCGAACGGGCUGAGCGUGCAGUGCCGCCGUCCUCCAAUGGCAAUGAAAGUGGUCGCCGGUCGUCUGAAGACGAGGACUGGAUGGAGGUAGAGCGGUCGAUGCGAAACUCUUCCUUGUCUCCAAUUGUCGACGAGUCGAUGACUAGCAUCCCCGAAGCACCCAAUGGAAGGCCAGCGGAGACGAGCAUUGCAACCGUCUCGAGGAAACAGACGUUGGAGCGGCCAGACGAGUCCAAGCAGAGGGUCCAGGAGGUUGUUCGGACCAUGACGAGGAGAUUAAUCCAGAAAAGACGAGUCGUUCAGCAAGUCCACAUCCAAGACGAGGAGGUAGAAGACAGCGAGAUGGAAAGCGGUUCUUCGCCCAGGCUGGCCUCAAAGAGGAAAGACUUCGAUUCGCCAAUGACAGCGAGCGAUGCGGGCACAGCCACGCCGGUUGCAGCGAGCCAGGCACGGAACGGUCAAGAUAUUGGGACCGGGCUCAAUCGAGCGCUGCACAAGGCAAAGUCUUCCUUGAAAGGCGGCGGUGGAAAUACGCGGCACAAUCUUCACCCUGAAGAUGCGACUGCUGCUUCGCAGAAAACCCCACUGCAGCCCAUCAGCCCCCGUACCCCGUCAAAGGACGCCAAGCGAGAAGAGAAGCCGUUCAGAAAGAAGCCUCAGAUCGACAAAGACCUGCCUGCGCCUCCGCCGGGUACGACGGGCGUCACGCAGAAUCCAAAUACAGGCGCCUCGUACGACUCCGCAUCUAUGAGACGCAAGCGGCGUUCCCGCGCACCAUCUAUUGGAUCAAUCCGCUCCUUUGCCUCUCGCACACACACUCACACGCAGAGCACGACGACGACCACGACGGACGGGGCGGAAGAGGGGCCAGAAGGUGCGCCCGGUGCCUUCCCACGUCAGCAUCUCGUCAAGAAUCUGCGUCGCUUCAGCAGGCAUUCGAGUGCCGCCUACGGUCAAAAUGUCAUGCGCGUACUCGGCAUUGGCGACGGCCAGUACUUCUUCGCCGACACGCGCGAGAGGAGCGCAAAUAUCUUUUCGUACGCUCACCAUGUGGGCAUUCCGCCGAACAACGUGCUGCUCAGCUCGUAUUGCGAGGGUGCCAACACGCCAUUUCAUUCCGAGAAGAUGGCCCCGAUUGUCAACUACAUUUCUCGUGACGAUGAGGCAAAGGCAAUCGUGCUGACGUGUCGAGGGACACUGGGUCUGUCGGACAUGCUGACGGACCUGACGUGCGACUAUGUCGACAUCAGCGUGCCUGGCGGCAAGCCACAUCAUCGGUAUCAGGUCCAUUCGGGCAUGCUUGCAUCUGCACAGCGGCUGUCGACAAAGGGUAGUAUCGUCCUCGAGACGCUCAGAACGGCUCUCCUCGAUUCCCCGAACUAUGGUCUAGUCAUCACGGGCCAUUCUCUUGGCGCUGGAGUCGGUGUUCUGCUCGCCCUGCUUUUGUCUACGCCCUCGGACCUGUUCCAGCAGGCCGUCCUGGACCACCCCGAAGCCAGUGCGAUUCGACACCCACGCAUCUCGUCACCUUUUGUCACGUCACUAGAUUCGAUCCUGCCUCCCGGCAGACCGAUCCAUGUCUAUGGCUAUGGCUGCCCAGCAACGACAAGUGCAGACCUGAGUCGAUACUGCAAGGGUCUCUGCACUACCGUAGUCCACGGCCACGAUAUGGUGCCGUACCUCUCCCUUGGCUGGGUGCGAGACAUGAAGGCUGUCGCAUUCAGCCUUUCGGACGAGCGUGAGAGCACCAUGGCUCAAGAGAUUGUCGGCCGCGUUGUAGGACUCUACCAGCGCAGGAAGCGCGAUACCCAACGGGCCGCUCUCGAGCAAGGACGCGAGCAGGACGAUGAGGAGGCGAUGAUGCAGCGACCAACGGAGCUGCCGGAGCACGAGAGAAACUUGGCGUUUGACGUGCAAGAGCUCGCCGAGGGACGAACCAGGAACAGGGCAACAGACGCCGGAUACCGCGAUCCGGGCGUGUCCGAGGACCCGCGAUUAAAUAAAGACAAGGCGAAGAGGCGCCCGGCGGGCCAGCAGUACAGUCAUCCGUUCCAAGAAGACAGGGACAAGGAAGAAGACGAAGAGAAGGAGGUGGCUGACUGGCUCUGGAGCCUCAUCAAGACCAUGCGAGCCAGCAUGGAUUCCGACAAGCUCUACCCGCCCGGUCAGGUCUACCACCUCGAAGCUCAGCAGGUCUUUGUCACGGCUCACAUGUCCAUGUCCGACGACGUCAGAAACUCUCACAGCUCGCGCGGCACGACGCAGACGGAGGCGCAGCAGAGCCAGAAACAAGCAGAGGCAGCCAGAGUGAUCAUGAGGCUCGUUGAGGAUGUCACGACAAAGUUUAGCGAACCGGUCUUUGCGAGGUCGAUGCUCAGGGAUCAUGUUCCUACCAAUUAUGAGCUGGUGACGCAGCUUCUCUGGGAGGCCGUAGUGCCCAAGCGCGAGCAGGAGCAAGACAGACAGAACAGAGAGGCCAACAUGGAGCAGGAUCAAGAUCUGCAGCAGCAGUAAGGGACCCCGGGAUAGCAUUAGCGACUCAAGCAAUAAUAUUGGAGCAUCGCGCACACACAGCAUAACAUCAUCAGAUUAAAUAGUCCUCUUCUUCACAUUUGCUUCUCUACAGUACAUUAGAUACCUCCUCAUUGGUCCUUCUAUUUCAUUUGGUCGUUUGUAGCA
Messenger RNA from Acaromyces ingoldii, 4692 nucleotides. RefSeq lists its product as hypothetical. Gene Ontology annotation, biological process: lipid metabolic process. The transcript is spliced from 3 exons. Bases 421 to 4527 code for a protein of 1368 amino acids. The record is from RefSeq and is a predicted model, not a curated record. NCBI's taxonomy places the organism in Eukaryota, Fungi, Basidiomycota, Exobasidiomycetes, Exobasidiales, Cryptobasidiaceae.